UUUUAGUAAUAAGAACUGUUUGAAUUCAAUGUUUAUCUCUCAAUUUUAUUUGAUUUCGUCAAAAAAAGAAACUGUGUGGACAUGACUUUGUCCAGACUGUAUAAAAGCCCCCCAUUGCAAACAUUGGCUGUAACAAUCUGAAUAAUUUGCUGGUUAUUCUUUACAAUCUGUACAGCCAUGGGCAAGAAUGGAGGUAAAUUACUGGGCGCGGUCAUAUUACUAGGGUUGGUCACGUAUGCCUGGGCGCAGACACCCUCUCCGGCUGGUGGAGGCAAAAUCGUAUCUAAUCCUCUGGAUAUUAUAUUUUUUCAGGGGUUCGUUUGGCAAUCAUGGAAGAGCGAUUCAUGGUACAAUGUGCUGAAAGAGGCUGCAUUUGAGAUCGCGGAUGCCGGCAUUACAGACGUCUGGUUCCCUCCGGCUUCUCAGUCCGCGGCCGACGGUCCACAAGGUUAUUUGCCGGAGAAGCUUUAUGAUCUGGAAUCCAAUUACGGGACUUCGGAGCAACUGCGACAGGCGGUGCAGGCGUUCAAGCAGAAUGGAGUGCGAUGCGUGGCCGACAUAGUCAUAAAUCAUCGGAUGGGCUCAAAGAAGGACGACAAAGGCUACCCUUGUAUAUUCGAGGGAGGAACGGAUGAUGAAAAGCUAGACUGGGGCGCUUGGGCCGUUCCCAUGAACGACAAACCCUAUUCGUGUGGCUCGGGCAAGGAGGAAAACCCUAAAGACGAUUUCACGGGCGCCCCUGAUAUCGAUCACACAAAUUCGCGUGUGCAGAGCGAGUUGUCGGAAUGGAUGAAGUGGCUCAUGUCCGACAUUGGCUUCGACGGGUGGAGAUUUGACUUUGCCCUAGGAUACCCUGUGAGUUCUCUGGUUCAGUACGUGCAAAACACAGGCCCGGCUUUUUCUGUGGGAGAGGUGUGGGAAAUAGGGAGUUUUGGAAAUGGAGGGGAGCACCUGGAGGAUGCUUCUCGGCAGAGACAGGCACUGGUCGAUUGGGUUCACUCCGCCGGAGAUCGCACUACUGUUUUUGAUUUUACUACCAAAGGACUUUUGCAGUACGCUCUCAAGGAAAACGAGCUCUGGCGCUUACGGGAUUCGAACGGCAAGCCCUCCGGUAUGAUCGGCCUCUUGCCUGAAAAGGCCGUCACUUUCAUUGACAACCACGACACGGGCUCUUCUCAGCAGAAUACGUGGCCCUUUCCUUAUGAUAAAAUUACUCAAGGAUACCUCUAUAUUCUCACUCACCCUGGGAUACCCACCAUUUUUUAUGAUCAUUUCCAGGACAAGAAUUUCAAAGAGAACAUAAAGAAGUUUGUUGAAAUACGAAAGAGAAACAAGAUCAGGGCCAAUAGCGCUUGCACCAUCUUGACCGCCGAGAGCGACCUGUACAUGGCCAACAUUGAGGAUAGGGUUAUCAUGAAGAUUGGAUCCAGACUUAAUCUGGGACAGUUUCAGCCUUCAAAUGAUUUCCAGCUUAACACUUCUGGACAGGAUUAUGCUGUCUGGGAGAGGAAGACUUGAAUUUAAAAUAUUAAUAAGACUUUUUAAUAA
Molecule: messenger RNA, 1548 nt
Organism: Cryptomeria japonica (Japanese cedar)
Lineage: Eukaryota; Viridiplantae; Streptophyta; Pinopsida; Cupressales; Cupressaceae
Product: alpha-amylase
Exons: 4
Coding region: 178-1518 (446 amino acids)
Biological process (GO): carbohydrate metabolic process
Molecular function (GO): alpha-amylase activity; calcium ion binding
Source: RefSeq, a predicted model, not a curated record